Messenger RNA from Melanaphis sacchari, 1618 nucleotides. RefSeq lists its product as uncharacterized. Gene Ontology annotation, molecular function: nucleic acid binding. The record is from RefSeq and is a predicted model, not a curated record. The transcript has 2 exons. NCBI's taxonomy places the organism in Eukaryota, Metazoa, Arthropoda, Insecta, Hemiptera, Aphididae. Bases 227 to 1618 code for a protein of 463 amino acids.
CGGCGCGCAUCCCCCACCAAUUACCGCCGGUUAUGACAAGCACGCUAGUAACGACUGCUUGUUGUCAACCGAUAUACACCCGGUGCCAAAUAUCACAGCUACCUGUUGACUAUUAGUCUAACCGUGCUACUGUGAACACGUGCGUACGUUUCGUUUUUUUAUUCUUUUGCAUUCUUUUGCUAUUGUUUUUUUGUAUUUAAUUAUCAAACAAUCGUUGAUAAUUAUUAUGGACCAACCUGGACAUCCAAACGAUCAUCGAUCACCAGUAAAGCGGAAUCGAAGAGGAAAGUUUGUUUGUUCUCGCCAAAAGGAGAUGAUAAUUAAUGCCUACAAAAGUAAAUUGGAAGCUAAUCCCAAGCUUGCUAUAAGAGAGGCUCGUGUAAUUCUUUCCAAAGAAUUAGGCAUUGGUAUAACCACAAUAUCCAACACGCUUUCCGAGUAUGGCAACUUUAAAACAGUAUCAUCACCGAAUAGGACGAAAAUUUUCAAAAAUAUCAAUGUUAAGGUUGAUGAUUUUGACAAAGAAGCGAUACGAAGAAAAGUUCAUCAGUUUUGGGUAAAUCGUGAGUUGCCAAAUUUAAAUAAAAUUUUAAGUGUUGUAAAUGAAGAUGACACUUUACCGGACUUCGCAUUGACAACACUAUGGCGUCUUUUGAAAUCAAUGGGUUUUCAAUUUUCAAAAAGAGGACGCAACAGUGCAUUAAUUGAAAAUGAUGACAUUCGGGCACGGCGUAGACGGUAUAUCAGGGAUAUAAGGAAAUAUCGAGAGGAAGGCCGACCGAUUUAUUACCUGGAUGAAACGUGGGUGAAUGCCGGAGACGUGGCAAUACGAGUAUGGUGUGAUACAACCGUUAAAUCGAGCCAAGCUGCAUUUUCCCAGGGUCUUUCUACCGGAGCAGUUAACCCCACCGGAAAGGGAAAACGGCUCAUAGUGUGUCACAUCGGCUCUGAAGAUGGAUUUGUUUCGGAUUCGUUAUUAUGCUUUGAGUCGAAGAAAAACACCAACGAUUAUCAUGAUGAAAUGAAUGGUGAUAGUUUCCGUGAUUGGUUGGAAGGUGUUUUAACGAGGCUCAAAGAUAAUGCGGUCAUAGUUAUGGACAACGCGCCAUACCACUCGGUGAAGUUGGAGAAAUGCCCGACUUCAAACUGGAGGAAGGCUGAUAUCAUCCAAUGGCUACAGGGUAAAGGAGAAGUUGUUGACCAAACUAUGAUAAUACCGGAACUACUGGAAGUUGUUAGAAGGAUAAAACCGAUCUACAACAAGUACGUCAUCGACGAGAUGGUUUUACAACAGAACAAAACAGUGUUAAGGUUACCACCUUAUCAUUGCGAGCUCAAUUCAAUUGAGUUAGUUUGGUCUGUUGUAAAACGUCACGUAAAAGCCAACAACAAGACAUUUAAAUUACCUGAUGUCAAAAACCUCUUGGUCGAAGGAAUAGCCAAAGUGGACGCUGAAAUGUGGAAGAACUUCGUAAAGCACACAAUUGAAGAGGAAAAUAAGUUUUGGACCUUAGAUGACACGGUAGACGAAUUGACGGCUGAACAAAACAGAUUGGUUAUGACCAUAGGAAAUAGUGACACUGAAGAAGAUGACGAUUUCGAUCUUUUAUCAGAUUAA